Molecule: messenger RNA, 12570 nt
Organism: Pseudozyma hubeiensis SY62
Lineage: Eukaryota; Fungi; Basidiomycota; Ustilaginomycetes; Ustilaginales; Ustilaginaceae
Product: nonribosomal peptide synthase
Exons: 2
Coding region: 1-12570 (4189 amino acids)
Biological process (GO): amino acid activation for nonribosomal peptide biosynthetic process; secondary metabolite biosynthetic process
Cellular component (GO): cytoplasm
Molecular function (GO): catalytic activity; phosphopantetheine binding
Source: RefSeq, a predicted model, not a curated record
AUGUCGACCUCCAAGAACGCACAUGCUCCCUUUCCAGAUGUUACAGGUCUUCGAACGUCAGGUCCUGACUUCUCUCGUGUCGGCCCGCAAUGCAAGCUCCUCCAAGUGCAAGAAACGCUGCGGUUCGACGCUCGCGCUAUCUCGGCCUUUUCCAAUCACGACCUCAAUCUCGCCAUCCUCUCGGCCUGGUCCGUCAUCCUCUUCCACUAUGGCUCGCACGAAGCCACCAAUGUCGAGGUGCUUCACACAUCCAAAGACGGCGACGAGACCCUUGUCGAGCUCGACUUUGCCGAGCAGCGGGAUCUCGACCAUUUCGCUCCUUCGCAACUCGCCUCCUUGAUCGAUGACGCCAGGAAACAAAAACUCGUGCCUGGCAACCUGGAUCACGGCUUCGCUGCCUUCUACCAGCCAGCCCACACCCACGAAUCAUCCCCCCACUUUCAAGAGCUUCAGCUAGCAGACAAGCCCCAAGUCUCAGUCGCCCUUUCCUACCACAUCAAUGACGCCAAUCGCAUCGAGCUUCAGAUGAAGGCAGCGCCUGCUGUACACUCUGAGAGCUCAGCAGGGCUUCAACUGCGUCAAGUCGCCGCUCUUCUGCAGUCCUACCAUGCUGACCCUGACCAGCACGCCUUGUCUGUCGAGCGCUUCGACUGGAAGCUCAGAGCAUCCGACAAUACCGAAUACCAGCAUCUCCCCGACCCGACUCAUCUUCAAGGCAGAGAUGCCGACCGUCUGGAGACCGAAUUCGAGUACUUUGCCCACUCCAAGCCGGAUGCUCUCGCGCUCGACUUCCGCUUCGACCUGCAAGACCGCGAGUCAACAAAAUGGACCUAUGCAGAGAUGAACGAGCGCGCCGAAAAGGUCAAGCAGCUUCUCUGGAGCCACGGCAUCGGCUCGGCCAACUCGGAUCCAGAAGCCGACCACAUCGUAGCUCUCUAUCUCGAAAAGAGUCCAGAAACCUACCUAUCCUUCAUCGGCGUUCUCAAGGCGGGCGCUGCGUGGUGUCCCAUCGACACCGACUGGCCCGCUUCCCGAAGACAGGCUCUGCUCGCCAAAUCGAAUGCCAAGAUCGUCCUGACACACGAUGACAAGAUCUCCCAACAGCUUCGGCAGGAUCUUGAAAGCCAAGAUGUAAAGAGCAAAGGUGGCAUGAAGGCCAUCCGUCUCGAUCAGCUCGAUGCGGAGCUGCAGCAGAUCCAGACGCCACCUUCUGCAAGCGGCGCUCGCUCAAUACAGCAGCUCGCCUACAUGAUCUGGACGUCCGGUACCACCGGCCUCCCUAAGGGCGUGGGCAUCCAGCACCUCGCCAUCAUCCAGGCCAUGCGUGCCCUUCGCAUCUACAUCCCUUACGGAAAGGACAAGAUCGGCACGGAUCAGAUCCGUUAUCUCCAAUACUCGGCCUACAACUUCGACCUUUCCAUCAUGGAUUGUUUCUACACGUGGGGUCUUGGCGGCACUAUUUGCUCAUGUCCACGUGGCGUCUUGCUUCAGGACCUUGUCGAGGUGGGCAACAGCCUCCAGCCCACACACACGCUUCUGACACCGGCGGUGAUGGCCAUGACCGAGCGUCACCGCGUUCCGAGCCUCAAGGUGGUCAUCUCUGGUGGCGAAAAGCUCAGUCAGGUCGUUGCCGACGAGUGGAGCAAAGACUGCUGCCUCCUCAAUCUCUAUGGUCCUGCUGAGGCUACACUGAUCGCCAUGAACCGUCGCGUGCCCUUUGGCGAUCGUGUCAAGGCACCCAACAUCGGUGUUGCACUUCCCACCGUCUCCUGUCACGCCCUUGACAAGCACGACCGCGUUGCAAUCAAAGGUGCAGUAGGAGAACUCGUCCUCGGAGGGCCCCAGCUAGCUCGCGGCUAUGUGGGCGAUCCUGUCAAGACCGCCGACAAGUUCUUCCCUCAUCCACAGCUAGGCAGAGUCUACCGAACCGGCGACCUGGUUCGACAACUCGACAACCAAGAGUUCGAGUACCUCGGACGCAUCGACGACCAAGUCAAGAUCAAUGGUAUCCGAAUCGAGUUGCUUGAGAUCAACGCUGCCAUCAAGAACAGCCACAGCAAGAUCAAAGACUCCGAGACCAUGGCUUUCCCAAAGAAAGACUACGAAAGCGAGCAGCAGAUCAUCAACUUCUCCGCUUUGCCCGGUGGUCAGUCAGGCGAGCUGCUCAGGACAGAUGAGGAGGCAAUCGCUGUGGCGCGAGAGCUGCAAGCUAACGCCAAAGACAGCCUUCCCUCCUACAUGGUCCCCAACCUCUUUGUCAUCCUCUCGCACUUCCCUCGCACAUCUAGCGCAAAGAUCGAUCGCGUCGCGCUCAAGAACGUGCUUGCCACCUUCGAUCAGCUCGAUUGGGAGAACAAGCUGGCUAACGAGGGAGACGAUCAAGACGUCGAUCCGGCGACCGCCGAGGCCGAAGCUUGCUUGAGAAAGUGGCUCGCCAAGCUUUGCAACGUCGACGCUGACAAGGUUGGCCGCAAAACCCCUUUCACAAGCGUCGGCCUCGACUCGAUCCGCGCCAUGAUGUUCUCGAAGCGCGUCUCGGAGGAAGGUUAUCCUGUCUCUGUGUUGGACGUUGCGCGCUUCUCUACGCUCAAGUCUCUAGGAGAGCAUCUGCAGAACUCGCAGAGCCUCUCCCAGGAACGUAACAAGCAGUCCGUCAGCUUCCUCGCCGACUUUGACACUGCUUUCCGUCCAGCCGUCUCAGCUUGGCUUCAGCAUCGCAACGACGGUUUCAACGAUGCCGACAUCCAAUCAAUUCUGCCUUGCACGCCUUUGCAGGAAGGUAUGCUGGCCGAGUCGCAGCGGGACAGCUCGAGCUACCGCAUCCAGCGUCAGUAUCAGCUACCCCGUGACUGUGAUCAGGAGCGCAUCUCCGAGGCUUUGAUCAAGACAGUUGCCCAUUUCGACAGUCUCCGUACCUCCUUCACCGAUGUCGGCUCGCUCGACGUGAACUCACAAGGACGCCAGUGGCCUUUCCAGCCUCACUUUCUGCAAGUUGUUUGGAAGUCGUUCGUCCCCCGCAUCGAGCAAAUAGAUCUCGCAGAGGGCGCUGAGGCUGAACAAGCGAUUCUCGCCGCCACAAGAACCAAGCUUGACCUCGAUCCUUUUGGCUAUCGACCACCGAUCGCUUUCUUGUUCGUCAAGCAAGGACCCGUCGAAUCGUUGGUUGUCGUAGCCCACCACAGUACAUACGAUGCUCGAUCGCUCGGCAUCUUUGAGGAUCACGUCGAAGCGUUGUACGAGGGACGCGACCCGCCACAGUCACUUCAAUUCUCCGCGGCGCUCGCCCAGAUCCUUCCCAUCGACGACCAGGAGGCGCACCGACAUGCCGGAGUCUGGAACAAGGCGCUCUCGAACUAUCCCAAAGGCGAAUCCGCCGCCUUCCCGACGCUCUCCCUGACCAAGCCAGCUCACAUCGAUGCCGAACAGGCGAACGUGCACCAGUCGCGCUACAUGAAAGCUGACGUCGACUGGACCAAAGUCGAAGCCGCUUGUCGCGAACUAGGCGUCUCCGCCCGACCACUUGUGCAGACCGCUUGGGCGGUGGUGCUCUCCGCGUACACAGAGUCUCAACACUUGAUCCUUGGCGACUCGGUGUCGGGUCGGACACUGUCUGCCGAGCUCGAUCAAGUGUACGGUCCCGUCUUGUCUACGGUGCCGGUACCGUUUGUGCUGCGCCCCGACCAGAAGCUCAGCGAUCUGGUCAAAGAGAUGGAUGCGUUCCACACUUCCAUCAUGGAAGCGCAGCACACCGACUUGGGAGCGAUUCGUCGCAUGCUCCAAGUACCACCGCGAGAGUCUCUCUUCCAUUCUGUGUUUGUUCUCGAGCCUGCUCCACAGCAGCUCGAAGGUUCUGCUCCAAACGGCUUCCACCUUGACAAGGUUGCCGAUCUUGGCGUUGCCACCGAGCACGUCCUUGGUGUAGAGGUGCUGCCGGCUUCGGAUGGAUCUAUCAAGCUGGGCCUGAGCUGGCAGAAGAGCAUCAUCAGCGAGAGUUUCGGCAAGAUCAUGCUCGAGCAGUUCGACCGCAGCCUCUCGAUGCUGUGCUCUUCACUCGACCUCAGUGUCGGCUCUUUCUUGUAUCAUGGCGCUCAAGCUGCAGAUCAAGGCUCGUCUUUGUUCUCGCUGACCACAACGAUCGAUCAAGACCAGCCCGCGUCCGAAGCCUUCGAGGGUGUCGCCGCCUCGCUCCACAAGCGAGCCAUCUCCGAAAAGAGGAAAGCAGUCGAGAUUUACGAAGAGCUGUCGGACUCGCCUUCCACUCGCAGGCCCACUGCAGUGCUUUCGUACGCGGAACUCGAGCAUGCCAGCAACGGUGUUGCGGGUCUUCUGGCUGAUCUUCCACGCAACUCGGUCGUUGGUGUCUGUCUCGAGCGCAGCCUAGAGAGCUACAUUGCGCCGCUCGCGAUCCUCAAAGCGGGCCACGCCUACCUGCCCCUCGAUCCGACGCUUCCCUUGGAUCGUAAAAGGGAGCUCAUCAAAGACAGCGGCGCCGCAAUGCUCAUAACCUCGGGGUUAAACGCCGACUAUGCCGAUGUUCAAAGGCUCGACACCAGUUCGGACAAAUUCAAGAACGCGACGAAGGACAGCAAGGUGACCGACCCCGUGCCAUUGCGGGCCGACGAUGUAGCCUUCAUCAUCUACACCUCGGGAUCGACGGGUAAACCCAAGGGUUGUCUGUUGACCCAGGCGAAUUUGACUGCUGCGAUUGAAGGCUUUCACUUUAACUACGAGAAAGAGGCGCCCGGCUCGUUUGAGAGUCCCGCACGGUUUCUCGCUCGAUCUGCAGAAGCGUUCGAUGUUCACUUGCUCGAGAUCUUCCUCUCGUUGCGGAUGGGUGCGACCAUUGUCACAGGUCCUCGCGCUCUGAUUCACGACGAUAUUGCCAGGACCAUGUCAACGCUCGAGGUCACGCACGCCUGUGUGGUGCCCUCGCUCUUCUUCAGCAAGGGAAAACGUAUCGAGCCAAGCGCGGUGCCUUCGCUGCGAGUGCUGAUCAUCGGUGGCGAGGCCCUCACGCAGGAUCUCUGUCAGAUGUGGGGAAGCGAAGGUGCGGAACGGCCAGUGGUGCUCAACGCCUAUGGACCAAGCGAGGCCACGAUCGGCAACUCGGUUGCUCGUGUUAGCAAGACUUCACGCCCCAGCAACGUCGGUGCGCCGUUCCCUGGCACCCAGUACCUUGUUCUCAAAGAGGUCGACGGAGACCUUGUACCGACCCUGCGCGGUGAGCCGGGCGAGUUGUGCAUUGGAGGCAAACAGGUCGCCAAGGGCUACCUCAACCGCUCGGACGCUUCCUCGUUCACUCACUUCAACGGUCACCAAAUCUAUCGCACUGGAGAUAUGGUGCGUCUGCAUCCGACCGACGAAGUGGAGUAUCUAGGCCGCAUGGAUGGGUCGCAGGUCAAGGUGAGGGGAGCCCGUCUCGAGCUUGGAGAGGUGGAUACUGCACUCACAGCUUCCUUGAACGAGGACCUUGGGUCGGAAGGUACUGCUGUAACGAUUCACGCGGAUCAUCCCGAGAUCCAAGGAGCCGCACGACUGGUGUCUUUCUACGCACCAGAAAGCGCCAGAACAAAGCAGAGCGACGCUGCGGGGCCCCCUGCGUUGCUAGUCGAGUCGAACGACGCUAUCGAACUGGCGACCAAGUUGAGGACAAGCGUGCGAGGCCGUCUGCCUCAGUACAUGGUGCCGUCCCUCGUGCUCACGUUGACCUACUUGCCCAUCUCGCCCCUCUCAGGCAAGGCAGACCGACGAUUGCUCAAGGAACUGUAUCAAUCAAUCCCGUCCGGUCAGCUCUCGACGCUUUCAGGUUCUGACGAGUCCCAGCAACGAGACUUGACCAGCAAUGAGCAGGCGGUUGCCGAUCUCGUUCGCUCCAGCGUCCGCAUUGCUUCUAAUGCAAAGCUUACACAUGAUCUCGAUCUCAUCAUGGCAGGCUUGGACAGCUUGACAGUCGUCACUCUUGCUAGCAAGCUGCGAAAGCACGGCUACGACGCUUCGGUCUCCUCCAUCAUGAACGCCCCUACCAUCGAGGCUAUUGCGAGCCAGCGCAAGGAUGAGCGAUCAUCGGACGGCACUGCUGAUACCGAGUGGCAGCAGAAGGUAGCGGAUCUGACCGAUAAGGCAAGAUCGUUACCACAAUUCGGCCAGACUUCGAUCGAGGUCGCCGUUCCGUGUGUGCCGAUGCAAGUUGCUCUCGUCUCGCAGGCAAUUUCGGACGAUCGCGACACACCCCGCUACAUAACCACGAUGACGAUCGCUUUGGAGAGUGAUAAUUUCUCUGUCGAGCAGAUCCACACUGCCUGGUUGGAUACGCUAUCCCGACAUGAGAUCUACCGCACGGUGUUUGCCGAGGUCGAUCGCACGCUUGUGCAAGUAAUUUUACCCCCCGACAGCUUGUCUUCGAGCUGGUCAACUUCCUCGCAGCCGCUUCCAUCGGCCGACAAGCUUGCCGACUACCAUUCUCGGACAGCUAAGGAUAUCAUCGCGAAGAUCGACAGCGUCCCCCCUCUUCGCCUUAAGCUCUGGCAGGGUGGGAAAGCUGCGCUCACUCUCACAUGCUCGCAUGCAAUUUACGACGGCGAUUCCGUCCGCAUGCUUCUCAAGGAGGCGUCGGACCGUCUCACCGCCAAGUCGCGGGACGAGUCUGCGCUGCCAUUCCGGGCAGCCGUUCGCUGCAUCGUUGGCGACGCGAAGGAGAAGGAAGACAAACAAUUCUGGACCGAGGCGCUCGAUGGCUUCUCGUUCACUGCCGUGCCCAACCUGACGGGCGUACGUCCCGAGUACAACACAAGCCGCAGCGAAGAGCUCACCGUUUCGUCAAGCCUCUCCUUUACUCAAUUGGAAAAGGCAGCCCGAGCCAGCAAGGUGACGGUGCAGUCUCUCUUGGUCGCAGCCUAUGCUCAGCUCCUCGGGCUUUAUGUCGGAGAGGACGACGUCACCCUUGGACUCGUGCUGUCUGGCAGAAGUAUCCCUGUCGAUGGUGUUGAGUCGAUUCACGGACCUUGCGUCACAACUGUGCCGCUCCGCCUCACUGAAGCAAGAUCGAAGUUGCCCUCGGAAUUCUGCAUGCGAGCUCAUCAAGUGGUCAACGCGACGCUUCCCCACCAACACGUAUCUUUGCCGCAGCUGAUGCGCUGGCUGGACCUUUCGAAAGCGCCUUUCGAAGCUCUUUUCUCCUACCUCGGACAGUCUGACUCGAGUUCAGAUGGAAACAUCUUCUCAGAGGGAGACAGUCAAAUGGAACGCGACUAUCCGCUAGCGCUCGAGGUCAGCGCUGUUGGGGAUACCGUGAACGUGCAUCUCGCCUUUGACGCUCGCUCGCUCCCUAUCGACCAAGCAAACCGGAUGCUCUCACAGUACGAAGGCAUCCUUGCCACCUUCGUAGGGGCAAAGCAAGCUGCGACGCUUGACGAAAAGCAGCUUUCCAUCCUCAACAAGGAAUGCUAUGUCCCCACCGAUCCAGAGGAGACGAUCGUUGCACGCUUCAAGAAGCAUGCGCAAAGCUCUCCAGAAGCACCGGCAAUCGUCUUCGCUUCUUCCAUGCAGCAGCCUACACAGACGACAUCGUACGCCGAGCUGGAUUCACUCAGCCGUAACAUCGCCCUGAACCUAGUGCAGAAGAAAGGUCGCUUCAUUGGCGUUCAUCUCAAUAAGGAAGGUCCCGAGCUCUAUGCAACCAUCCUGGCAAUCUGGAAGGCCGGUAAAGCUUACCUACCGCUCGAUCCGUCUCUGCCAACAGAGCGCCUCUCGUACAUGAUUCAGUCCGUAGGAGAUUGCCCUGUCGUAGCGAGUCGAUCAACGAAGGACAACCUGUCGGGCUUCGCAUGUGAAUUGCUCGAGCUUGAAGGUCUCAUCGUGCCGCCACCGAAUGGAAAGGAGCUCCCGACGCCCAACCUCGAUGCUGCUUGCUACCUGCUCUUCACUUCAGGAUCGACGGGCAAGCCCAAGGCGGUGCAGAUCAAUCAGCGCGCUCUUGCUGGAGCUCUGUACUCGUGGGAGCGAAUCCUGCCUUUUACUCGCCAGUCUCGUUUCCUGCAGCUCGCGUCCAUCGGGUUCGACGUCUGUCUGAUCGAGAUGUGCAUGCCACUCUCGCUCGGGUUUUCUAUCGGCACUGCACCCAAGCAGGAGCUGCUCGAGGACCUCACGCAUUCCAUCAAGCACUUGGGCAUCACCAUUGCCGAUCUGCCCGCUGCGCUUGCGGGCACGGUGCAUCCCGAAGAUGUGCAGCUCGAGUGGCUGAUGAGCGGAGGCGAUGUGAUCGACUCUCGCGUCGUCGAUGAAUGGAACCAAGCCAAUCGACUCCUUAUCAAUGCUUGGGGACCGACCGAAGCUACGAUCGGCAACACGCUUGGACAGGUCAAGACCGGAGCCACGAGGAACCUCAUCGGACGCGUCUAUCCAUCGUCGUCGAUGUUCGUGCUGAAGGAGAACUCCAACCGCAUCUUGCCUUCCGGCGCUAUCGGCGAGCUGGCUGUCGGCGGACCACAGCUGGCCGACUGCUAUUAUGGUCGCGAAGAGCUCACCGCCGAAAAGUUCAUCUUGCUAGAGGAUGGGACACGGGUCUACCGCACCGGAGACCUCGGACGCUUCUUGGCAGACGACACGGUCGAGUGUCUCGGUCGCAUCGGAUCCGAUCGUCAGGUCAAGGUCAACGGACAGCGCAUGGAGCUCGAUGAAGUCUCGUCGGUCAUCUCGGCUCAACCCGGUGUUCACGACGCGGACGUUCAGUACCUCAAACAUCCUUCGAUGGGCUCUAAGCAGCUGGUCGCGUUUGUGAGUGCCUCCGACUCGAAAGGCAAACAGGGCGAGGUGGGCGUUCGUGAAGAUGACAAGGCCAUCGAGCUAUGCAUACGCCUCGAAGAAGAAGCCGCCAAGCGGCUAGCGGCGUACAUGGUGCCCACGCACUGGAUCGCAGUGAGUCACGCUUUGCCACUCACACACAACAACAAGAUCGACCACACGGCGCUGGCGACGUUCUACGAGCGCUUGGAUGCAUCGUUGCUCCGAUCGCUUGGUGCAAAGAGAGAAGGCGCCGUCUCCAACCAAGCAUGGUCAGAGUCGGAACAGAAGCUGCGCGAGCUUGUGUCCAAGUUCUGCGACGUGCCACAAGACCAGAUCGCAAGGACCACCUCGUUCCAUCGCCUCGGGAUCGAUUCGAUCUCUGCCAUCCGUCUCGUCAAGGAGCUGCGCGCAGACGGGUUCACCUUUACUGUCGCAGAUGUCCUCAGCACUCCGAACAUUGCUGCGCUUGCGGAGAAGCAGGGAUCGUCUCCUACUUCUGACCAGGAACAGCAGAGCGAUGCGCUCAAACAGUGGGUGGAACAUACCAAUGUGGUGGCGGACAAAGAGGGAUGGAAGUGGUCGGACGAGGACUCGAUCGUGUCCAUCUUGCCCUGCACACCACUGCAGUCGGGCAUGAUCGCCCAGUCGCUAGCCUCAGGUGGUCGUCUGUACUUCCACCACCAUGCCUUCGAGCUGCGAGGUCUUUCGUCCAAAGAAAAGGUCGUGGCCGCAUGGCACAAGCUCGUCGAGCGUCUCGACAUCCUCCGAACGACCUUCCAUCCCGUCGAUGGCGCACAUCCCUGGGCGCAAGCGGUGCACUCGACAAGCGCGCCGCAUAUCAUCGAGCACUCUGGCAGCUUCCAAGGCCGAGCAUUGGAUGCAAUCGAUGGACAGCCGUGUUUCGACGAUGAGCAGGCCUUCCGCACUUCGUCUUGUGCUCUUCAUCUCUGGUCCCAAGACCGCAAGAUUGUUAUGUUCCUGAGCAUCCAUCACGCUCUGUACGAUGGAAGUUCGCUGCCACAGCUGCUUGAAGACUUCGAAGGUCUCAUCACGGAUGAUCAAGCACGUUUGCCCGUGCGUCUGCCCUUCCACGAGUUGGUGCCCUCGCUCUUAUCGCAGGAGGAGGACGUACAGCACUGGGUUGACACGAUGCGAGAGUUCCAGCCUAAGCCGCUCGCUGAGCGAUCUGGUCAGAGCGGUGCAGCUGUGCUUCUCGAGAGGCAGCUUGCGCUCUCCUCGCAGGAACUCGAGUCAGGCUGCCGCGCCAUCGGUGUCUCGCCCCAGGUGCUUGCGAACCUUGCCUUUGGAAAGAUGUUGGCCAUCGAGACCCAAACGCGGGACGUCUGCUUUGGUCAGCUCUUUGGUUUGCUCGACCUGAUGCCCGAAGCCGAUACCGCUGUUGGACCAGCGUUCAACACUGUUGCCACUCGCAUCCGCUUCGAGCAGCUCGACGAGCCUGUCAAAGGCUUUGCAGCAGCGCUUCAAGCCGCCAAUGAUGCUGGACGACCACAUCGACGUGCAGCGCUCCGCGAUGUGCAAGCCAAGCACGGUCGUGGACAGUUGUUCGAUGCUCUGUUCGACUAUCAAAGGUCAUACGAUGAGGACGAGAGCAAGCUAAAGCCGCUCGAGUUGAACGAUGACGGCACCGAUCGAGCCCAAUAUACGCUCAACGUUGCUUUUGUGCAGGGACCGAGUCGUAUGUCGAUCGUAGUCAAGGCCGAUCGCAACCGUUAUGACCAGGAAGCGCUUGCGAGCCUCGUCGAUCAACUCGAGGCCCUGCUGCAGCAUCUUCUCCAGCAAGUCGAGCAGCCGAUCUCGGCUUUGCCAGACGUGUUCGGCGACACCCGCUUCCCGGAACACCUGCCCAACAUUGACGCUGUCAAUGGCGCCCGCAGCUCAAAUAGCGCCAGGCAGAAUGGUGUUGGACGUCCUCUCAGCGAGGAUGGACGCAAGCUCGCCACCAUCAUCAGCAAAGUUGCCGGCAUCGAAGAGAAAGACUUGCACGGCAAUACCCGCUUGUCUCAGCUCGGCUUGGACUCGAUCUCGGCGAUUCGCAUAGCCUCACAGGCUCGCAAGGCUGGCAUCAACCUGCGUAUGGGCGAAAUUGUGGCUGGCGAGACCAUUGACGGUAUUCUCUCUGGACUGUCUCGAGCGAACGGCGCCAAAGCCAAUGGAACAGUCAACGGCCAUGGUCAUGCCAAUGGUGCUCCGAACGUGUCCCCCGAGCUGGCCAAGCAGGUGGCGCUUGGUCUCGCGGUCGAAGCUGACCAGAUCGAGCGCGUACUGCCAAUCCUGGCUGGACAGAAGCUGUGGUUGGCAACGUGGGCGCAGUCCAAGCGAGGAGAUGGUGGCUUCAGUUUCGCCUAUCGGCUGGACGGCGCGAAGAGAGACAAAGUUAGAGCGGUCUGGCAGAAGCUGAGACAGCUACAGCCCAUCCUCCGCACCGCUUUUUUGCUGGGACAGGAUGGAAGUGCCGCUCAGGUCGUGCUCAAGUCUGGCUCUGUCUCGGCCGAUGCUGGCUUCGCUGAGGUGCAGGUAGAGGCCCAAGAUGCGGAACACGCGGCCAAGGAGGUCGUCGGCCGUCGUGCAGCGGAAGGGUGGUCAGAUCUCACGAGGCCACCUGCUCAAUUGACUCUAGUCGGUGACAUCGUCGUGUUCUCUCUUCACCACGUUCUCUACGACGCCUUUUCCAUCGACUUUAUGGUUCGCGAUUUCUCCUCGCUGUACACCGGCGGCGAUGUCGUCAGCCCUGACCAGUGGCCACAGGCUGUAGAGCACAUUGCAGCAGACCAACUGGCCGCUAGAAGCGAUGCACAGAAAUACUGGUCUGACGCGAUCUCACCGGCAAGCAAGGGACUGUUGGCGGGAGAAAGCAGCAGUGUCGAGGGCGACGCGUUCCACGCUCAGCACAACGCCAUCGAGGUGUCUCCCGCAGUGGACAUCAAGUUGCGCAAAGCAGGCCUGACAUUGCCCGCUCUCGUCGUCGCUGCUUGGUCGACGCUCUUGUCCGAGCGAAUGUCUGAGCGAUCGCCGGUCUUUGGCCUGUACCAACUGGGUCGAUCGACAUCGUUCGACUCGAUCGAAAAGGUGCAAGGUCCUCUGCUUAACUGCUUGCCUAUCCAGCUUGGCGGUGGCUCGAUGGUCGACAGAGCCCGAGCGGCAGUGCAGGAGCUCAAGACUCGCGGCAAGUUUGAACAGACCGAUCUAGUCGAUGCACACCGUUGGGCAGGUCUCAAGGAGGACGAGGCGAGCUACAAUACUUUUGUCAACAUCCUGAUCGCUCAGCAGGAGAGUGAAGUGGAAGAGGAGACGUUGUUACAGCCGGUGGAUCUGGGACAUCCGCUCGACUACAGCAAGAAAGUCACCGCACAGGACGUACGUGGAAAGGAGGCGAAAGCAGUGGCAAGGCACGCGGCGAUCUGGCAGCCCGAUGUCAACCUUGAUGUCGUCCUCAAGGACAGCGGGUUGGACGUCGCGAUCAAAGCCAAGACGAGUGUUGUGCGCGAGGCUGAGCUGCCAAAACUCGUCGCGAAGUUCGUCGGGUUGCUGCAGGAUGCGCUCGAGGAGAUAUGCAAUCCUGAAACUGAAGCUGUUGGUCAAGGAAGCCGAUCUGAAGUAUACAGAUACUACUGUGGUCUGUUGGAAGGUCCUCUCGACCGCGUGCGAACGUACCCACCUCGCAUUGUUCGCAAGCUCCAGAGGAAGUGGGACAAGGGGAAAGCUCCUGUUAGUCCAUCUCACCUGGUGGACGGUUUUGUGUGCAUCGACUUGUUUGGCGCACCCCUGUGA